Williopsis jadinii is the source of this 711-nucleotide messenger RNA. RefSeq names its product TATA-binding protein (gene SPT15). NCBI's taxonomy places the organism in Eukaryota, Fungi, Ascomycota, Saccharomycetes, Phaffomycetales, Wickerhamomycetaceae. The record is from RefSeq and is a predicted model, not a curated record. Gene Ontology annotation, molecular function: RNA polymerase II general transcription initiation factor activity; DNA binding. The transcript has a single exon. Gene Ontology annotation, biological process: DNA-templated transcription initiation. The coding region runs from base 1 to 711 and encodes 236 amino acids.
AUGGACUCCUUCAAGACACCGCAAACCGUUGAGGAUGCCAAACUAUUCACGGCGUCGGGCUCGUUUGGGUACCCAUCUGCUCAACAGGACUUGGGAGAUUUGAAAUCUGAGCAACAGGGUGAGGUUGCGAUCCCGCCCGCUGUUGAAGAAGAAGAUGACUCCACAACUUCAGGAAUCGUGCCAACACUACAGAACAUCGUUGCCACCGUGAACUUGGACUGCCGCUUGGACUUGAAGACGAUAGCGCUACACGCCAGAAACGCUGAGUACAACCCUAAGCGUUUUGCCGCCGUUAUUAUGCGUAUUAGAGAACCAAAAACAACGGCGCUUAUCUUUGCCUCUGGUAAGAUGGUUGUCACUGGUGCCAAAUCGGAGGACGACUCGAAGUUGGCGUCGAGAAAAUAUGCAAGAAUCAUCCAAAAGUUGGGAUUCAAUGCGAAAUUCACCGAUUUCAAGAUCCAGAACAUUGUUGGGUCGUGUGACGUGAAGUUCCCAAUCAGAUUGGAAGGUUUGGCAUUCUCGCACGGUCCCUUUUCCUCUUAUGAACCGGAAUUGUUCCCAGGUUUGAUCUAUAGAAUGGUUAAGCCGAAGAUUGUGCUUUUGAUCUUUGUCUCUGGUAAGAUCGUGUUGACAGGUGCGAAACAAAGAGAAGAGAUUUACCAGGCGUUUGAAGCCAUCUACCCUGUGUUGAACGAAUUUAGAAAGCUUUGA